AAGUGACGUUCAUAUGUAGAUGAGGCUGUGAUGAACUGUUGCUCAGCGCUGACGCUCGUUUAUUUCACCAUUCCUAGAGGUUCUGCAGCCUCGGAGCAGAAAUGUUGUUCAGUCCAAAUGAUUUAUCCGAGUGUCUUCGGGAAUGGGACGACUUGGAGAAAGAUUAUGAGCAAAUCCAGGACACUCAUCGCCUUUAUAAACAGAAGCUUGAAGAAGUGAGCAAACUGCAAAACAGCUGCUCCAGUGCUAUAGCACGGCAGAGGAAGAGACUGGGAGAGCUCACUUUGUCACUAAAGGGAUGCAAAAAGACCCCCCUGACGUCAACGCUGAGCCCGAAAGAGAUCGAGUCGAUUGCUGAAAUGGAAGAGUCCAUCAAAGAUAAAACAAAUGUUUUCUUUGAGAUGGAAGCAUUUCUGCCAAGGAAAAAUGGGUUGUACCUCACGCUUGUUUUGGGCAACAUUAAUGUCACCCUCCUGAACAAGCAGGCCAAGUUUGCAUAUAAAGAUGAAUAUGAGAAGUUUAAACUGGUCCUGACCGUCAUCCUCUUCAUGUUUUCCUUCACAUGUCGCUUUUUGUUCAGCUACAGAGUCCUGGACGCUCUGUUCAACUUCCUGCUGGUGUGGUAUUACUGCACACUCACCAUCCGGGAGAGUAUCCUCAUCAGCAAUGGCUCCAGGAUCAAAGGUUGGUGGGUUUUCCAUCACUAUGUGUCAACCUUCUUAUCUGGAGUCAUGCUCACUUGGCCUGAUGGCGCCCUCUACCAGAUGUUUAGGAACCAGUUUCUUUCAUACAAUCUCUAUCAAAGUUUUGUCCAGUUCCUGCAGUAUUACUACCAGAGCGGCUGCCUUUACAGACUCAGAGCGCUGGGAGAAAGACAUACUAUGGACCUAACAGUCGAGGGCUUCCAGUCCUGGAUGUGGAGAGGCCUUACCUUCCUCCUUCCCUUCUUGUUCUUCGGUCAUUUUUGGCAGCUGUACAACAGCAUGACGCUGUUCAGGAUGUUCCAGCUGCCGGAGUGUAAAGAGUGGCAGGUCUUGAUGUGCGGCUGCUCCUACAUGGUGCUGUUCAUGGGAAACCUGUUCACCACGCUGAGGGUGGUUUAUCAGAAAUAUAUGAACAAUGAAGACAAGUCCAAGCCUAUGUGAGCCUCCUCUAACCAGAGCAGAUCACCAAGACUGGACGGAAUCCAUUAUGGACCAUUUAGUCGCUCUGCUACUUGAAUGUGAUUUCAGGCUGCUGUACAUAAAGUUUUUCUAAACUGAAUCAAAUCAAUUUUAUUAUGAUAUUAAGUAAAAAAAAAAAAAUCAAUCCCUACUUUGCAGUUUUCUUGUCUUUCUAAAGAAUUUUCAAUUAAUUUCAAAGAUUCUGAGAGUUUGGAGAACUAUUUCGCUGAUAAAUGCUGUCUGAAUUAAAUCCUAUUUAUUUAAAACUUGA
Cyprinodon tularosa is the source of this 1434-nucleotide messenger RNA. It is a transcript of the gene tmem120aa, whose product is annotated as transmembrane protein 120A. The transcript has 12 exons. NCBI's taxonomy places the organism in Eukaryota, Metazoa, Chordata, Actinopteri, Cyprinodontiformes, Cyprinodontidae. The record is from RefSeq and is a predicted model, not a curated record. Gene Ontology annotation, cellular component: membrane. Bases 102 to 1145 code for a protein of 347 amino acids. Gene Ontology annotation, biological process: fat cell differentiation.